GGUAUUCAGAAGGCCAAAGCUCAGAGUUCCAUAUCGUUCAUCGAUCGGUAAUGAAGGACUCAGUCAUCGCCGGCAGCGUCAACAAAACAUCCUCGUCGGCCGGCGUCGACCUCACAAAGCCGCCGUCGUGGAACUCCGGCGGCUCCGGCAGCCAUGGAUUGGUGAAAAGAGUGACGAAAAUGAGCCUGUUGUUCGUCGGCUUCACCGUCUUGUGGGUAUUUCUGUAUAACUCCGCCUCUCCCUUCGGCUUCCCAGUCAUCUCUCAUUACCUCACCGCCGCCAUACCGGCCGCCGUCACCAAGGGAGAAUAUGAUCCGAAUCUAGAGAGUGUUCUGAGACGUGCAUCAAUGGGGAACAAGACGGUGAUAAUAACAACACUGAACGAUGCGUGGGCAGAACCAGGAUCCAUAUUUGAUCUGUUUCUGGAGAGCUUUCGGAUCGGGAAGCAGACCAAGAAGCUUCUGAAGAACCUGGUGGUGGUAACUUGGGACCAGAAGGCAUAUGAUCGUUGCACUGCUGUGCACCCACAUUGUUAUCGGCUCGAAACAAGCGACAAUUUCACCAGCGAAGCUUUCUUCAUGACCCCAGAUUACCUACACAUGAUGUGGAAGAGGAUUGAGUUCCUGGGAACUGUCCUUGAUAUGGGCUACAGCUUUGUCUUCACGGAUACAGAUAUAAUGUGGUUGAGAGACCCAUUUCCUCGAUUCUACGAGGAUGCAGAUUUCCAAAUAGCUUGUGAUUAUUUCCGCGGGAACCCCCAGGACUUGAAGAACAUGCCAAAUGGAGGGUUCACGUACGUAAAAUCUAGCAACAGAACCGUGUGGUUCUACAAGUUCUGGUACAAUUCAAGGACACUAUACCCUAAACUGCACGACCAGGACGUGCUCAACAGGAUCAAAUGGAACCCAUUCAUCUCCAACAUGAAGCUUCAGAUCAGGUUCCUCGACACUGCUUAUUUUGGUGGGUUUUGUCAGCCCAGCAAGAACCUCGACCAUGUCUGUACCAUGCAUGCCAAUUGCUGCGUUGGCUUGGAAAACAAAAUCAAUGAUCUUAAGAUCUUGCUUCAGGAUUGGAAAAACUACACUGCUUUGCCUCCUCCACAUCAGAAUACAACUUCACGUCCUCAUUGGACUGUUCCACAAAGUUGCAGAACAUCCUUUGAACGAGCCAGAAGGAGUAGAGGGAGGUAGUGGUGGCUUGUAACUUUGCAGUACAAGGUCGAUGAACUCAUUCAUUGGAGUUUGGAAGAUUAAUGAAAAUCUCUAAAUUAUAAGUGAAGAACUAGUUGAUCGAGUUCUGAAAAUUUGUGACAGUCACACUGAAUUUUGCAAUUGUGAAUUUAUUCACCCCCACCCUUCUUUUUAUUGUUAUAGUUGAAACAUAUAGAAUUUUAAAUUCUUGUCCUUUUAAUUUCCUCACACACACACACACACAUGUAUAUAUAUAGAGUAAGCUUUACAUCUCUAUUUUAUUUCUUAAUUAUCUAAUUUUAUAAUUUUCUAUAUGCAUCGUAUAAUGUAUAGUUUUGUUAUGAAUAUAAAUUAAAGGAAAAAUUAAGGAAAAGGACCCACCACUUAAUUAAUUGGGAAAAGGGACCAAAUUCACACUCUGCAAAUUUUCUUCCA
This is a messenger RNA of Prosopis cineraria, 1625 nucleotides long. RefSeq lists its product as uncharacterized. Bases 51 to 1190 code for a protein of 379 amino acids. The record is from RefSeq and is a predicted model, not a curated record. The transcript is spliced from 5 exons. Lineage: Eukaryota; Viridiplantae; Streptophyta; Magnoliopsida; Fabales; Fabaceae.